This is a messenger RNA of Chlorocebus sabaeus (green monkey), 5395 nucleotides long. The record is from RefSeq and is a predicted model, not a curated record. Lineage: Eukaryota; Metazoa; Chordata; Mammalia; Primates; Cercopithecidae.
UGUUUUUUGUUGUACUCGUGUAAAAGAAAAGUUCAAGGGAAGAGAACAGGCUCAAGUCUGCUUCUCACGCUGGCUCUGGGGAUUAGGAAAUUCAGAAAGUUUUGAUUCAGACUGGCAGUGCUGUCUGAUAUAAACACAGCGUCAAGUACUGCACGCUGCAGCUACCUGAGGCCCCCGAACGGCCAGUCUCCCCGCUUUUCCAGUGGUCCAUAGAAGCAAAAGAAAGGAGAGACAGAAGAGGGAAGAGGUGCGUGGGAGGUUUAGGCUGAUUUAAAAGUGAAAGAAAGUAACCAAUUGGUUCGCAGACAACCUUAAAAGGCUGGUGAUUCAAACCCCUAGCCCCACCUGCUCCGUUUCCCGCCUAGCUGGAGCUCUGGAGUCUUUGCUUCCUCAAAUGCGAGCGGGACCUGCACUGAGCGCUGGAUUCCAGACCCAGUGCUGGCGAGGCCCGCAGUGAGACAGCACACAGGGCGCUGGGGUGCUCCGCGGGGCACGGGCACGGGCGCGGCCCUGGGGGGCUCGAGUCCCUACUGGGAGGGGAAGGAGCUGGGUGCCUGGAAGUCAGGGACUGACAGCGCCACCCAUCUGGGGAGCCGGGAGGACACAGGUUUUAUUCUGGUGGUGCUGAAGCCAAGCAAGUCAUUUAGUAUUUCAGCUGAACCAUCCAUUCAUCUUCAAGCCAUCAUGAGCUGUAAGAAGCAGAGGUCACAGAAGCACUCAGUCAAUGAAAAAUGUAAUAUGAAAAUCGAUCGCUAUUUUUCUCCGGUCUCUAAAAAGCAACAGAAUAAUUCCAGUACUUCUCAAAUGAGGUUGGAGUCUAGAGGAGGCCCAAGAGACGUAACUAAUACCCAGGCUCAAGAAUUCCAUUCACUUAAGAAAAAUCCAGAAGACCAGACUAUGCCCAAAAAUAGGAUAAUACUUGUUACCUUGGAUGUAAACUACAGGAAAAACCAAAAUAUGAAACAUGAGCUCACACAUAGUGAGAAUGGUAGCUUAUAUAUGGCUCUCAACACUCUCCAGGCUCUCAGAAAAGAGAUAGAAACUCACCAAGGCCAAGAAAUGCUUGUGCGUGGCACAGAAGGAAUCCAAGGGUACAUAAACCUGGGAAUGCCCCUCAGUUGUUUCCCUGAAAGCUGCCACGUGGUCAUUACGUUUUCCCAAAGUAAAAGUAAGCAGAAGGAAGAUAACCACGUAUUUGGCCGGCAUGACAAAGCAUUGACUGAAUGUGUCAAAUUUUACAUUCAUGCAAUUGGAAUUGGGAAGUACAAAAGAAGGAUUGUUAAAUGUGGGAAGCUUCACAAAAAGGGGUGCAAACUCUGUGUUUAUGCUUUCAAAGGAGAAACCAUCAAGGACGCUCUGUGCAAGGAUGGCAGAUUUCUUUCCUUUCUGGAGAAUGAUGAUUGGAAACUCAUUGAAAACAAUGACUCUAUUUUAGAAAGCACCCAGCCAGUCGAUGAAUUAGAAGGCAAACACUUUCAGGUUGAGGUUGAGAAAAGAAUGGUCCCCAGUGCAGCAGCUUCUCGGAAUCCUGAGUCAGAGAAAAGAAACACCUGUGUGUUGAGAGAACAAAUCGUGGCUCAGUACCCCAGUCUGAAAAGAGAAAGUGAAAAAAUCAAGGAAAACUUCAAGAAAAAAAUGAAAGUAAAAAAUGGGGAAACAUUAUUUAAAUUGCAUAGAGUAAAGUUUGGGAAAGUAACAAAAAACUCUUCUUCGAUUAAAGUAGUGAAACUUCUUGCACAUCGCAGUGACUCAGUUGGGUACUUAUUCUGGGACAGUGCAACUACGGGUUGCGCCACCUGCUUUGUUUUUAAAGGAUUGUUCAUUUUAACUUGUCGGCAUGUAAUAGAUUACAUUGUGGGAGACGGAAUAGAGCCAAGUAAGUGGGCAGCCAUAAUUGGUCAAUGUGUAAGGGUGACAUUUGGUUAUGAAGAGCCAGAAGGAAAGGAAACAAACUACUUUUUCGUUGAACCUUGGUUUGAGAUACAUAAUGAAGAGCUCGACUAUGCUGUCCUGAAACUGAAGGAAAAUGGACAACAAGUACCUAUGGAACUAUACAAUGGAAUUACUCCUGUGCCACUUGGUGGGUUGAUACAUAUUAUUGGCCAUCCAUAUGGAGAAAAAAAGCAUAUUGAUGCUUGUGCUGUGAUCCCCCAGGGUCAGCGAGCAAAGAAAUGUCAGGAACAUGUUCAGUCUAAAGAAGCAGAAAGUCCAGGGUAUGUCCAUAUGUAUACUCAAAGCAGUUUCCAGAAAAUAGUUCACAACCCUGAUGUGAUUACCUAUGACACUGAGUUUUUCUUCGGGGCUUCCGGCUCCCCUGUGUUUGAUUCAAAAGGUUCAUUGGUGGCCAUGCAUGUUGCUGGCUUUACUUAUAACUACCAAAAUGAGACUCGUAGUAUCAUUGAGUUUGGCUCUACUAUGGAAUCCAUCCUCCUUGAUAUUAAGCAAAGACAUAAGCCAUGGUAUGAAGAAGUAUUUGUAAGUCAGCAGGAUGUAGAAAUGAUAAGUGGUGAGGACUUGUGAGAAUUCAGUCUGUUAGAUUUAAAGGAAUGACUUAUGGAGUUAUUUCAUAGACAUUGAUAAUGGUUUUCUAAAUUCCAAAAUGGUCAUCUUAUCAAUAAUAAUAAUAAUAACCGUUUUCUAUCUGCCAAACAUUUUUCUAAGCACAUAAAGAAAUUAGUCCUAAAAACACUCUGAGAUAGACUAUAACUUGCCCAGUUUUUUGUUUGUUUCUUUGUUUGUUUUGUUUUGUUUUGUUUGAGACUGAGUCUCACUCUGUCGCCCGGGCUGGAGUGCAGUGGUGCAAUCUCAGCUCACUGCAACUUCCACCUCCCAGGUUCAAGCAAUUCUUACGCCUCAGCCUCCUGAGUAGCUGAGAUUACAGGCAAACGCCACCACACCCAGCUAAUUUUUUUUAUUUUUAUUUUUAUUUGCAUUUUUAGUAGAGACAGUUUCACCAUGUUGGUCAGGCUGGUCUCGAACUCCCGACCUCGUGAUCUGCCUGCCUCAGCCUUCCAAAGUGCUGGGGUUACAGGUGUGAGCCACCACGCCUGGCCAACUUGCCCUAUUUUAAAGUCAAGCAAUGUGAAGAAUAACAAGAUUAAAUAAUAAUCAGUUUCAUGACACUAAAAGUCUUACAAUCAUUGGGUUUUUUCAUCUUUCAUAUCUUUGCCUAAAUUCAUUUGCUACAGUGCAGGAACCAAAACUUGUUCAUCUCAUGAUUCCCUACAUCUGACAUAAGGAAAAUAAGUGCUCAGAAAAAUGUGCAGGUCAAUCAGUUGCAAAAGUUGGGGCUGCAGUUGAUGCUUACGUAAGAGCUAAAUGCUUGAUUAGAAAUGAUCUCAAAAUCUUUUAGAAUUUUCAAAAUCCUCAUAUUACUGAAACUGUCAGAAUAUAUGGGUCCUGAAAUUCCCAUAUUUAUAGGCUAUUGAGGCAAGAGAUAUCUUAAACAUCAUAUUACUUUAUUUAGAUUUCUACUAUUUCGAUUAUUAAUGUUAUGUUUUUCUCAUUGUUUUACUUCUUCAUGGUAUUAUGAAGACUGUAUAGAUGAUUCAACCAAGCCUGCAAAUCUCCCUCAUUUGGAAUUCCACUGGACCCAUUCUGUUUUCCAUUGCCAUUGCAAUGCUACUAAAGCCAUGCAAUAUCAAGCACCCUCCCUCUAGGUCCAGGGACUAUAACAGAAGGUGGGCAUGUAGGAUUUUAACGGCUGGUUUCAAGGGGUGGAGUGUAGGAAAACAGCCUGUUUUAUUGCAAGAGUGAUGUCAUCUUGAAGUGUAGCUGGCACGAUGACUGCUGUUUGACUCCUGCAUACCAAGAUAUUCUGCAGCAAUGUCUUUAAACAAUGCUGAUAGUGCAGAUAACCCCUCAUAAAGAUGCUUAUCUAACCUCCCCAGUGGUCAAAUGUUUCACAAGAAAGUCUGAGAUAUGACCAGCUACACGUUUUGCCAAAAAUGCUUGCUAUAUAAAGGGUACUUUUGGGAGGGUGAGUGCCACCAUUUAGUGGCUGCUAGAAACAUUGCUUCUGUUUAUAAGUUCCUAUUAAGUGUUUCUUUCUGAGAAACCAUAUUUGUCAGCCUCUUUGUUUGACCUCUCAGCUUCUUUGGUCUUUGGGGAUAGGUUUGCACAGACCUGCUCACCGUGAAACACCUGGUGACUUUUAAUGAAGAAUGGUAUUAGAAACCAAGAUCUAGGCACUAGAUAUGCUCAUCGCUGGUGGGGUGUUGUUUCUUUUAGGCCCCCUUAGCUGACAGGGCAAAGAAAUAUUUGUGUGUAUAUUUACCCAUAUAUGUAUAUAUAUACAUAUGUAUAUAUGCCUUCCUUAUCUGUAAAUUCCAACUCCAAACAGUGAGAAGCAUGAGAUGCCUGCCAUCCCUCACACAUUCACUUAAUUGCUUAAUCCAACUAUACAUAUAUAGCAGUGUCAGAAUUGUUAACCUCUACCUCAAUGGGAAAUAAUUUUAUCAACUAGAAUACAGUGCCAACAUGCAAUUUCCUUGCUUUUAGUCUUACAUAUUCCAUUCAUUCCCAAAGUUAUUUCAGUCACCCUCUUGUUUCUCACCUCCUUCAGUGACGUUUUAUAUGCUUAUAAUACAGUCAUACAUACAUAUAAUAGAUUUUCUUGUCAUAGUUUGAAUUCUUUCCUUUGACCCCAUGACCUCCUAAAUGAUAUUUUAAUGUGUAUCCAUUGAUUCACUCUGUGCUGUAAAGUUCUAUGGGUUUUAUCAUACAGAAUAGUUACAUUACCCUAGAAAUCUGUGCUUCACCUAUGUAUCCCUCAUAUCCCUCCCCUCUCCCCUGAACCCCAGCCAAAAAAAAAAAAAAAAAAAAACUGAUCUUUUUACUAUAUGGUUUUACAUCUUCUAGAAUGCUAUAUAAUCAGAUUCUGUUUAUAUAUUUAGUACAUUUUCCACAUUUUUCCUUUUUGUUGUUGGUGGUGACUUUUCUGCUUAAAUGGGCCCCAUUCAUAAAACUGAGGUUCUGUCGAGUGUUCCCUAGCAACAGAUGGCUCCGAUAUGCCUUAUAAAGAAAAUGUAUGUAUUAGAUAAGCUUUUCAGACAUGAGUUACAGCAUUUUUGGCUGUGAGUUCAAUGUUAAGAAAUCAACAAUAUAUAUUAAAUAAGAUGUCUUUUUAACAGAAACACACAUAAAGCAACUUUAUGUACUGACUUUGAUGAAAAUGAAGAUAAUAGGAAUUUAACACUGUGUUACUCCUAAAGGCAAUGCUUCAGUAUUUGCUAAUUCAGUAUUUGCGGCAUCUUUAUAACUACCACAAUAAUGAGAAUUGACUGUAUCAUUUCAAAUAUGGUUUCAAGCCUAGUGCCUCUCUAAUCAUCACAGAGACUUAAACUUAUGUGACUUUACUGUUUAUUAAAACAAUUUCUGACAUAUUUUCUUAAUA